UGUGUGUGUGUGUGUGUGUGUGUGAGAGAGAGAGGAUUAGGUGAAGUAGCUAAAAUGUGGAUUAGUUUACCAAAACAUCUAGAUAUAAACAAAUACACUCAAAAGUGAGACUAUUAAAAAGGUCACCAUCUUCAAACAUUGCAAUACAAUUCAACACAUCCCUUGUAAUAAUAAUAAUAAUGCUGUCCAGAAUCAUAUACUGUACUGCUGUCCUUUUAGCCACAACUGCAGUUAUACUUCUUGCUCUUUUCUCACCUGUCCCCCACAGAAAGAACCAAACAACCCCUAGGGUAGGACUCUCCUUUUACAUCCAACAGCCUCAGACCGGCGGCUCCGGCGAACACGGGGCGGCCGCUGCACCACCGCCGCCUGGUGGGGGCGGAGCUUUGAUCUUCCACCGCAUGCUCACCGAUGGACCUGAGAACACGUCGCGGGUGGUCGGAAGAGCGCAGGGGUUCAUAAUCCCGGUGGAGAGCUUUGCGCAUUCGGCUUUUAAUAUAAUUUAUCUUACUUUUCAUACGCGUGAAUAUUCUGGAAGUAUUAGCAUUGAGGCGAAGAAUCUAGGGCGUAAGGAAGAAGAAGAGCUGAGAGUGGUGGGUGGUACGGGUUCAUUUGCUUUUGCUCGUGGACUUGCUGUUUUUGCGCAGACGGAUCGUAGAGUGAAGAAAUCAGAUUUGGAUGCAACUCAUCGGAUUAAUUUGCAGUUGAAGUUCCCUAAUAAAUCCCGGAUAAUUCCGGGAUGAGUUUCUUACUUAAAUUCACUCUUUUUUGGGAGGAUAAAUAAUUUUGUUGAUCAAAUUUAUUUGAUCUUUUUUCUAAUUAUUAUAUGUACCAAUUUCGAUAGAGAUCAAGUGAUACAAAGCUUUGACUUGUAAUUCAUAAAUCCUGGA
Messenger RNA from Erythranthe guttata (spotted monkey flower), 890 nucleotides. RefSeq names its product Disease resistance-responsive (dirigent-like protein) family protein. Lineage: Eukaryota; Viridiplantae; Streptophyta; Magnoliopsida; Lamiales; Phrymaceae. The record is from RefSeq and is a predicted model, not a curated record.